AUGCAAUCUGCGUGCGGGGCGCAAUGUCAGCGUCGGUAUGCAUCCUCCCUUUCGCCUGCUUCCCUCGCACAGGAGCGCACCUACACCAUCCGCAAGGCGCAUGUCAACGUGGACAAGGCGCUCAAGGCUGCUGAGGUGGUGCUGGAGAAGUAUGACGUGGCGAGGCAGGUGGAGGGGUGCAUCAAGGAGGGUCCCAAGGCCGACCUAGAGCCGUACCUGGCAGCCAUAGCGCGCCUGCAGGAGGCCGUGGCGUACUUUGAGGCGCACCGGUCGUUCAAGAGCGCGGAGGCGGCUCUCGCUCACUCCAAGGCGCUGCUGAGGGACGCCCACCACCGCCUGGCUGAUGCUCUUCGGCAGCACCUGCUGCAGUUCACCAAGGAACCGGACCCAGCCAAGCUGUGGGACGCGAGCAAGCAGGGCGAGGAGGAGGCGGGCAGGCAGGGUGAGAAGGAGGCGGGUGGGGAGGGCAAGAUGGAGGGUGGGGGAUUACCGGUGCUGCUGGCGGAUGGCCGGGCGGGCGACCGCAUCCGCCAGCUGGCAGAGGCGCUCAUUCGUAUCGGGCGGGGUGAUAAGUGCCUCAAGACCUACACCGAGGUGCGAGGCGCGAUGGUGGAGGCGGGGCUGAGGCGCAAUGGCAUGGAGAGGCUCACGCGCGAGCAGAUGGAGUGCAUGGUGUGGGGGGAGCUGGAGGAGCUCAUUGGCGCCUGGAAGCACAUCAGCCUGCUCGUGCCCCUGGUGUUGAGGGCGGAGAGGGAGCUGUGUGAGACGGUGCUGGCGGGGUUGCAGCCGCACACCGGCAAGGCGUUUGCGGACCUGGCGGGGCCCACGCUGGGCAUGCUGUUUGGCUUCGGGGAGGUGGUGGCGCAGCAGAGGAAGGCGGUGAAGGAUGCCAAGGAGCUGAUGAACAUGUUUGAGAAGCUGCUCAUCAUGUAUCACACCAUGUGGACGCUCGUGCCCCAGGUGGAGGUGAUGUGUGCAGGCCCGGCAUGUGAGAGCAUCCGGGGCAGUGCGCAGCAGCUGCUGCAGCACCUGGCAGCAGCGGCCAAGGAGGCAUUUUACAGCUUUGAGCGCGCGGUGGAGAGCGAUGAGAGCAUGCACUCAGAACGUUUGAGUGUGGCGCCCGAUGGCAUGCGGCAUAUGCUGACCAGCUUCGUCUUCAACUUCCUCAACUACCUCCACGAUGACUACCAGCCCACCAUGCAGGUGCUCUUUGGUGCGGGCAGCGACAGCCUCUUGAGCGACGCGGUGAAGCGGGUCUUUGCAGCGCUGUACAGCAACAUGGAGAGGAGGAGCCGCCAGUAUGGCGAUGCGGCGCUCGCACAGUUCUUCCUCAUGAACAACACACACUACGUUGUGGAGGGCGUGCACAGGGGCGGGCUGAAGGAGGUGGUGGGGGCGGAGUGGAUCUACCGGCAGCGCCGCAUCGUGCAGCAACAUGCCGCGGCGUACCGGCGGACCUCAUGGAACACGGUUAUUGGGCUGCUGUCGUCGGCAGGACUGGCAGAGGAUGGCAAGGAGGGCAGUGUGAGCCGCAGCGUUCUCAAAGAAAGGUUCCGUGUGUUCAACGCCACGUUUGAGGAGCUGCAUCGCGCGCAGUGUGUGUGGAAGAUCCCUGACCAGUUUGAGGAGCUGCGAUGCGCCCUGCAGCUGCAGAUCGCGGAGCUGCUGCUGCCCGCCUACCGCUCCUUCGUGGAGCGAUACACCCCGGUGCUGAGGAACGGCGGUGUGUUUGGGCGCAGCAGCGAGGCGGCCAGCAAGUACAUUCGCUUCACGGUUGAGGCCCUCGAUUUGCUGCUCCAUGAGUUCUUCCGAGGCAGGGAGAGCCGCAACAUCCUCCUCACCCAGCCCUCCGCCGCAUGCUAG
Molecule: messenger RNA, 1863 nt
Organism: Closterium sp. Naga37s-1
Lineage: Eukaryota; Viridiplantae; Streptophyta; Zygnematophyceae; Desmidiales; Closteriaceae
Source: the annotation of a GenBank genome assembly